AUGGACGGUAAUUGUUUACGUGUUUUUCUCGCCAAUCUUCAAGAUCGUCUCAGUAAUGAUGAACGAAAACGUCUGGCGUUCAUUGUUGGUGACGGUAAUUUUUCAUCUGGCGGCACCCUCAAUUUAGUGGACGCUCUUUCGUAUCGAAGUACAAUCAACAACAAGGAUUUAAGAUAUCUAAUUGAUGGUUUGAAAGAACUUGGUUGUUCUGAAACAGCACGAAUAGUAGAAGAUAAUUUACCAUUGAUGAUUCCAUCAAGCCGAAUGACAUUAGAGGAACUUCUAGAUAACUGUGAAGAAGAUUGA
Adineta ricciae is the source of this 306-nucleotide messenger RNA. The record is from the annotation of a GenBank genome assembly. Lineage: Eukaryota; Metazoa; Rotifera; Eurotatoria; Adinetida; Adinetidae.